AGUAUGUUUACAGCGAAGGUUUUGCUACACGAUGGCUUCGUUGAGCUGACCAGUGACGUGGGAUUUAUCUUAAGUUUUUUUCAAGCAACCAGUGUUGACGACUUUCUAAACAGUGACUGAAUUGUGCGCCGCAACGCGAUUAGCAUGGUUGUAUUCAGGCAGAAGUGUCGCCAAAAGCCGUAGCAAUGACAAGCUGGCUGACGUAGCGCAGUGGGUUAGCCAGCUAGGCAACUAACAACACUAGCUAGCUAACUUCUUGCAUCGCAGCGGCCAAUCCAGUACAGUGAAAACAGUUCCUAACACAAGCGUGGCGAUGGGUGCAGAAAGCAGCGCGGUGCGACGCUGCACCUUGGAGGAGCCCCUCCUGACCCUGCCAUCCGGACUGACCAUGCACUCGGCGAUGCUCCAGGAUGGAAAGCCCGCUUCCGUGUUUGUUCACAAGCGGGGCAAUGAAGAUAAAGUAAACAAAGCUGCGAAGCACCUCAAAACUUUGAGGCACCCAUGCCUGCUGCGUUUCCUUUCCUGCUCAGUGCAGGACGGCGGCAUCCACCUGGUGACAGAGCGUGUGCAGCCCCUGGAGCUGCUGCUGGACAGCCUCUCCCCAGAGGAAAUCGGCGCAGGCAUCUACGACCUCCUGCAGGCACUUGUCUUUCUGCAUGAGAGGGGCAAAUCAAGCCACAACAAUGUCUGCAUCUCCUCUGUAUUUGUCAGUGAUGAUGGCAAUUGGAAGCUGGGAGGGAUGGAGACCGUGUGCAAGUUCUCUGAAGCAACACCUGAGUUUCUUGCAAGCAUGCAAAAUGUGAGAGAGGCCAGCUGCAUUCCUCCAGAAGAGCAGGUUGAGGGCUUGAAAAUGCUUCUGGAUAAACAUGCUCACUCUCGGGACUGUUACUCUUUUGGAGUGAUGGUGGAGAGCCUCCUCUCUCUCCUGAACGGUUAUGCGUCACAGGAGCUGUCUGACAGCUUGAGGAAAACCUUGCAGGCAGGCCCACUGAACUCUGACCCUCUGUCUCGACCUCCACUCAGCUCCUUGCUGACUCAUGACUUUUUUAGGAAUGACUUUCUGGAAGUGAUCAAUUUUCUGAAGAGCCUUACCUUGAAGACAGAAGACGAAAAAAAUGAAUUCUUUAAGUUUCUUCUUGACCGGGUUCAGAGUCUCCCUGGAGAGCUGAUAGCUGCACGUCUUGUCCCAAAACUCCUCAACUCCCUCGUUUUUGCAGAACCCAUGGCUGUCAAAAGCUUCCUGCCUCAUCUUUUGAAGCCAAAGAAGGAGUCCAGUGUCAGUGAUGGUAGCUGUGAAGAAUGCCUGCUGUCUGUGUCCCUUUACCGUAAGCAUGUGGUUCCUCAGCUUCUCAAGCUCUUUAAGGUCAACGAGGAACAUGUACGGAUUGUGUUGCUGGCUCACAUCCAUAUCUACGCCGAGUUCUUUUCACAUGAUGAACUCAAAAACCAGAUCCUACCUCAGGUUUUGUUAGGAAUGAGAGACACCAGUGAUUCUCUGGUUGCCAUGACGCUGCAGAGUCUGGCGGUGUUGGUACCCCUGCUAGGGGCUCAAGUGGUGGUGGGUGGAGAAAGAAGCAAGGUCUUUAAACGCACCAAACCCAACUUCACCAAGUCUACAGAGGUCACUCCUGAAACUUCCCCUGUCCAUAUAGUUGGAGGCGACCACCCUCAGAUGGCUCAGCCUUCAAAAGUGUUGAAUUUGUUUCCCAGACCGUCAGGAACUGAAGGUCUGGCCCUUGGUCCCAUUGGUGACUUAGUAGGUAGCAAGGAAGCUCCAAAAAGUUACCCAUCAGCACCAAACUCAGCUGUGAGUAGACAGCUGUUACUGCCUUUGAACGGUUUUCAUCAGGACAAAGGGAUGAAGCUUCUAUCAUACAGUCCAGAGCAGGCUGACAGUCUAGAAGGCCCCGCUGAAGACUGGCCUGACUGGAGCGACCAAGAGGAGGGUGAGAACAGAGACGGACAGUCUGUCCAGAUCCACAUUCAGGCCUCCGAGAGAGAGGAUCCAGUCAGCAGCAGACUGCCGCUCUCACACCCCAAAGUGGAAGAGGAGCCGUGGGAUGACUUUGAGGACCCUGAACCUACGUCAGAUCUCUCCCCCACGGCUCCUUUAUCAGACCCUGUUAUCCUUACACCGCCCAGAGAGACCACUGCUAUACCUGUGAAACAUGCUCCUGAAGCACUGAGACUGGCUUCUUCUAAAGCCCUCAAACUGACCUCAACACUGAGACAAUCCUCACAGAGCAAGACCACCUCCUCAUGGGAUGAGGGAUGGGCUCAAGAAGAGAUAGACUCACACAAACCUUUAAACCCCAAGUCCAACCCUUCAGUGCCACUAAAGCACAGUGGGAUUGGAGGAUUGGGGGAGGAGUUCACUAUUAAGGUGAAGAAGAAAGUAGAGCAGGAUCCAGAGCUGGAUUUGUUUGCAGACAUGGUGCCUGACAUCAAACUGUCUUCUCCGGCUCUGCUGCCACAAGAUGAGAGCUCUGUGACGGAACUUUGUACAGCCUAUUCAGAAGCCACUCAAUCUCUGCAGGUUGAUCCAUGCAUCGAUACUGUAAUGCUUACUGCCAAGUUUGCAGCUGCCAACCUGACUGAGACUGAAGCCGAAGGCUGGGGAGAUGGAGAUGAGCUGAACUGGGAGGAUGAGAAUGCCUGGUGAUGACAUUUCAUCUGUAUGAUUCAUCAAAUCCUAAAGACCACUUUAAAACUCAAAUCUUCAAGUUUCAGCACUUCUGGCUCCGUAUCAGACUUUGAGUUCUCAUUUGACAGCAUGAUGCAGUAAAAAUGAUGAUUAUGGCCUAAGAUUUUUUAUAUAUAUCUAAUGAUGUUGAUUUCCUAGAUAUGUCUCAUAGGUAUCUUCAUUAAGAAAACUUUUAGUUUAACUGGAAAGAUCACUUCAGUUGGUGCUGGACUUGGACAAAUGAUGCCAUUUUUAAUUUUUGCCAACUGAAACUUUUCACCUCAAGACAAAUGAAGAUAUACUCCGAGGGGGGGGAAAUCAUUCUGUUUAAAUCUUCUUUAUAGAUUUUUUUAUGUGCCAACAUCAUUAAUGGCAUGAAGAGCAAGAUACACUUUUAUGGCAAGACACAACUUGUCCAAACUGUAUCUGGGAAUGGGUUUACAGGAAGCUUGCACUAUGAAUGAAUGUGAAAUUAAAAUGGACAUAAUUUAUGAGUAGCUUUUUGGUUGCUGGUGAAAGUAAAGAUUUUACUAUCGAA
Messenger RNA from Labrus mixtus (cuckoo wrasse), 3221 nucleotides. It is a transcript of the gene scyl3, whose product is annotated as SCY1-like, kinase-like 3. The record is from RefSeq and is a predicted model, not a curated record. Gene Ontology annotation, molecular function: ATP binding; protein kinase activity. Lineage: Eukaryota; Metazoa; Chordata; Actinopteri; Labriformes; Labridae. The transcript has 14 exons. The coding region runs from base 314 to 2662 and encodes 782 amino acids. Gene Ontology annotation, biological process: protein phosphorylation.